GCCUGGAGCUGGCGGGGGAUUGGUUUGGCCUUCUCGGUCCCCAGCGGGAUACAGGGAGCUGGCAGCAAACGCCUCCCGGAGCUUUCACCUUGCCCCAGUUUGAGCCCAGCCGCUCCUGCUCUGCAACGCGCAGGGCCCGGCGCUGCGGGGGCGUUUACGAGCGCAGCGGGCAGCGCGUUUCCUCCUGGCGCGCCGCACAGGGGACAGAGUUCACCUGCAGGGAGGAGAGGAGGGCCGGGCCGGGCCGGGCCGGGCCUGGCGAGCUCGCCCAGUGCGGAGGCGGGACCAGGUGCCGGGCUGGGGGCCUCCGCUGCGUAGCAGCCAGGCGGGCGCUCCCGCCGCACCCCGCGGGCAGCCAGGGGGACCGACAGCCCUUGCCAUGGCCCGGCGUUUCCUGGCGCUGGUAGCCGGCUGCCUUCUCUCGUCGGCAUUUGGAAUUGUGCCAGAACCAAAAAAUGUAAGAAUUAAUUCAGUUAACUUGAAUAGCACUCUACAGUGGGAUCCACCUACUUUUCACAAAGAAAAUAUUACUUAUACAGUCGAGUCUAUAAGUCUUUAUAACAGGAAUUUGUGUAAGAACAUUGUCAUCACGGAGUGUGACUUCUCUUCUCUGUCUGUAUAUGGAAACUACACCUUGCGAGUCAGAGCUGAAUCAGAGAACGAAGAGUCAGACUGGGUGAACACCAUCUUUAAGCCACUCGAUGACACAAUCAUUGGACCACCUGAUGUAAAAGUGAAAUCUGAAUCCGGAUCUUUGCAUGUAGAUUUCACAGGCCCUGUUGUUGUACAAGGGUCGGACAAGUGGCCUUUAAAGAAAUAUUAUGGCUCUUGGGCUUACAGGGUGCUAUACUGGAAAAAAAGCAAUAGUGAAGAGGUUGUAACCACAGAUACUAAAUAUAACUCCGAAAUAUUAUCUGGUUUGGACCCUUGGACAAUAUAUUGCCUUCAAGUUCAAGCAGUUAUUCCUGAAUGGAACAAAACAGGAGAACUGAGUGAGAAGUUCUGUGAUAGGACAACUGAUAAUGGUGUAACUCCAGUGUGGAUAACUGUCACUGUUCUUCUAGUAUCAAUGUUGGUGGUUCUAGUAUCAGUUCCUGCCUGUUUCUUUACCUCUUCCUAUAUAUAUCGACAGACCAGAUAUGUCUUCUGCCCCGCGUAUUCUUUUCCACAACAUCUGAAGGAGUUUUUGAGCAAGCCUUCCUACAGUUCACAGUUUCUUUCGCCACACUUAUCAGAAGAGGAUCACUCCUUUGACAAGUUAACUGUCAUUUCAGAAGAAUCUGAAAACUGUAGCAAUGAGACAAGCAACACAAAGGAGCAGCUUCAGGACUCCCAAGAAGAGAUUUCUAUUGUGGAAAAAGUUUCAGCUUUUGAAAAGGGACCAAGUUCAGUCUUGUACCAGAUUUAGGCUGAAAACAAAUACCCAAAUAGACAAUUAAAUAUGACUUUAUAUUGAGAAUGCAGCAGCAAGCGCUUGGUAAAAUUCCAGAUUUAAAACGUGUAAAGAGAAUUUUGUCAAUCAUAUUUAUUUUUCAACUCUGAGAAACAUUAUUAUAGAGGAGUCUUGAAGUGGGAUGCAAUUUUUAAUGGUUUAUUUAUAACCUGUGGCACUAAUUAUAUUGCACCAUAAUAUGGUACUUCUUGUAAAGCAAGUAUUAAAUAUAUAAUUAGAAAAAAAUAAUUAAUAUUAAAGUUCAUCAGAAUUAUGAACAGCACAGCAUAGUUUUCAAAGGAAAGUUUUCCUUUCCAAGAAAACUUUAGAUUUAACUGAUUUUAGUGUGAAAAUCUUUGUAUUUUGUUUCAGUGGUUGGUUUAAAAUCUGACUAGUAGUAAGUAGAAUAAUAUUUUACAUUUGAUUUAUACAUGACACUAAAAUUAUGAAGUUAUUCUUGAUAGGUACCACCUUAAUAAAAUAGUAGCAAACAAUUUCAGUAUGUUUUAAAUGUGAGAAAUUUAGUUAUGGGCCAUACUUCGUCAUUGGCUUACAGUGGGGCAAUGGAGCUAUGACAGUUUACACCCUUUAAGGAUCUGCCUCUAGUUCUUAUAGCAAGUUUGGAUGGAGCCUAAUCCAAAAUCACUGGAGUCAAUGGAAAGACUUUCCAGGAAAUGGGGUUAAAUCUUAUACACACCUUCAUGAAUCUGCUAGACCAUAUAACUUAAUUAAUACUCAGUUCAGAAAUGGUCAGCAGCUAGGCUAUAUUGCUGUGUGUGCAUAAAACGAGGAUAGUUGCUGUAUGGGCAAAGAAAAAUAUUGGGCGUACAGUUUGGUCUUAGUUUAAUAGAAACAAAUCCUUCAAUUGCUGCAAAAUUAUCUGAACAUACUGUAUUAUAUGUCUGCAAAAAGUCAAAUUUUUCCUCAGCAAAAGUGGAUUGCAAUGAGUAUAUUAUGGAAAAACAUAAUUUGUUAUGUGGGUGGCAAAAUUCAUUGCCCUAAUUUUUGUUUUUAUUAUAGGGAUAGGAUAAAUUUGUAUCUUUUAGAGAACUAAUUCAGAAAGAAUACACAAAAAAUAAAGAAAAUUGAUAUUUCUUCAACAUAUCACAUGAUAGUAUGCUUAAUAUACAAAUUUAUUAUUGGGGGGAAAAAAUUCUUUGUCUCUUUUUAAAAAUAUUAAAGGACAAAAUAUUGAGGAAAUGGAGGAAGGGUAAGAGAGGCAUUUUCAGAAAAGAAAGGCAUGUUGUUGCAGGGACAUUUUUGCAUCAAUUACCCUGAGCUACUUCUCUUGUAUGUAUUUGUUAUCUAAAUGUGCAGAAGAACAACAAUAUUUUGUAAAAUACUGAUUCACAUUAUGAUAGAUGUAAAUGAUAUAUUUUAUAGAUUUUGUAAAGAUUAUGUAAAUAAAAUCUGUAGUUACAAAA
Molecule: messenger RNA, 2856 nt
Organism: Chelonia mydas (Green sea turtle)
Lineage: Eukaryota; Metazoa; Chordata; Testudines; Cheloniidae
Gene: IL10RB
Product: interleukin 10 receptor subunit beta
Exons: 7
Coding region: 380-1408 (342 amino acids)
Molecular function (GO): protein binding; interleukin-10 receptor activity
Source: RefSeq, a predicted model, not a curated record